CCUCCACGUGCUAUAUUUUGGGUUUUCUUUUUUCGCGCCCUAAUGGCAUCUGAAAGUUCCUCGUCAGUGAGUUCUUCAAUCUACAAUUCGAUCGCAAAGCCUCUCUUUCAAAGAUCUCCAUGUGUUGCUGAAUUCUAAAGAAAUUGUGAUUGAAAAGCAAUCUAAGGCUAAUGAUUUAUCCUCGUGUACUCCAGCACUUGCUAUGAUGGCCAAUUUUGCUAAUCGAGGUCGUUGUGGUCGAUGUCGCUAUGGUGGUGGCAGUGGCUGUGGUUCUUCAUAUUCGACUACUUUUAGCCCUAAUUCGGCACAUCUUGCUACACUUGCUGCUUCAUAUUCGUUUAAAGCUCAUAAUGCUCCGUUGGUUUCUGCUCAACCGACUUUUGGUUCUCAAGUGUGGCUAUUUGAUUCUAGUUGUAACGCCCACUUGACAUCUGUUCUUGCCAAUCUCACCAUGUCCACUGAAUAUAAUGGUGAAGCACAAAUUGCUGUUGGUAAUGGCCAACCAUUGCCUAUUACUCAUACAGGACAAACUAUCGGGUCAAACCUCUUCUAUGGACCUAGCAUAAAUGGACUUUAUCCAUUGCUUGCUCAUGACCCUGUGUUUCACGGCCGCACGAAGCAUAUUGAAGUUGAUCUUCAUUUUGUUUGUGAGGCCCACUGCUCAGCAACUCGUAGAUUUGUUUACAAAGCCUCUGUCCGCUGAUCGUUUAGCCUUUUUACGUCGCAAACUCGGUUGUAAAUUAGAAUUUGGUCGAAUUUCUCGGUUUACAGAAAAUAGGUAAUUCGGUCGAAUUACCUGUUUGACAACCAAAAAACGAUUGUAAAUUAGAAACAGAGGUUCAAAAUUAUAAAGGGUACGAACAGUUGGGAGAUGUAAAGGCCAGCAAUCUGUUACUAGACGGGAAAUUGAAUGGGAAAUUGGGGUUUUCUGGCUCGCGAAAGAAUAUGAACCUGGGUCGGAUCCAAAUACGAUACGGGUCGUGUGAGAGAAAUACAGGGGAAGCUUCUGGAAGUGGUGGAUCUGAAGGUUGGUAGGGAAUUUGAGAAACUGAAAUGAAGACAUCUUUUUACUGUUCUUAUUGUUGCGAGUGUUGGCGACGGAGGCUGUUUGGUGGCGAGCUCUAAACGCCAAAACUCUAUGAGAAAGGUAAAAGCAAGAAGAUGAUUACUAACUUGGAUAUUUAGGAAUUUUACAAUUUGAAAUUACCAUGUAAUGUUUAGUUCAUCUUAAAAAAGGGACACAUCGUCAUUUUGUAUACAGCUUAUUUUGGAUAAAAUACACUUUUAA
This is a messenger RNA of Momordica charantia (bitter melon), 1288 nucleotides long. RefSeq lists its product as uncharacterized. The record is from RefSeq and is a predicted model, not a curated record. NCBI's taxonomy places the organism in Eukaryota, Viridiplantae, Streptophyta, Magnoliopsida, Cucurbitales, Cucurbitaceae.